AUGACUUAUGCAGCAGAAACAACAUCAGAAACAUGUAGAACCAAAACUAACAAACGCACUGCAGAAAUGGCGAUUCUACGUAAUAUUAAUGGCUCUACAUUGCGAGAUCGUGUCCGCAGUUCUGAUAUAAGGAAAUCUUUAGAAAUCCAAGAUGUGGUUAGAUGGGUGAGGGAAAGAAGACGUGCUUGGAACGAUCAUAUAUCUAGAAUUGAUACCAGCAGGAUCGUAAAAAUAUCCAAAGAAGGAAUACCGGGCACCAACAGACCUCCAGGACGACCGCCCAAAAGGUGGAUGGAUAGCUGGACUUCUACCUCACAGGAGGCUAAUUAG
Messenger RNA from Condylostylus longicornis, 330 nucleotides. RefSeq lists its product as uncharacterized. The transcript has a single exon. The record is from RefSeq and is a predicted model, not a curated record. The coding region runs from base 1 to 330 and encodes 109 amino acids. NCBI's taxonomy places the organism in Eukaryota, Metazoa, Arthropoda, Insecta, Diptera, Dolichopodidae.